UCGGAGGGUAUAAAGGCCAGGUGGAGGGUGCCCAGCCACAGCAAGAGUCCCUGGUGCAGACUGUCCCAGUGGGAGUCGGGAGGCCUCUCCUCUUCCCCCCAGAGCCCCAGACGCGCCACAGGCCAUGCUGCUGCUGCUGACAAUCGCACUCCUGGGGAGCCGCCCCUGCUGGGCCGCCCAGCAGUACGGGCACGGCGGAGGCACCUCUUUCAGCACCUCUGGGAGCCAAAAUGGUGAAAUCACAGGGCUGCGGGUGUUCAUCGGUGUCCUUCACAAUAUCAGAGGUAUCCAGGUGAAAUUUGGAGACAUCUGGGAUGAUCGUCGUGGUGCCUCGGGUGGGACGAGCCAGGAGCUCCUCCUGUGGCCGGGAGAACACAUCACCGAGAUCCACGGCGCAUUCAACCUGCUAAUCCACUACCUGGCCGUGUGCACCGACAUGAGAGGCUGCAUCUCCUUUGGGAAGAACGCUGGCAAGCAGUUCUCUGCCUUCCCCAGCCAAGAGGGACAGGUGCUCACGGGCAUCUUUGGCCAGUACGGACUCUUUGGCCUCAAGGGGAUCGGCUUUAACUGGGAUUUCCCAAAAGCGGACAGUGGCCUGGCAGCGGAGGACACCACUGAGUCGGUGGAGGACAGCACCCAGUCAGUGGAGGACAGCACCGAGUCGGUGGAGGACAGCGCCCUGGCAGAGGAGGACAGCGCCGCGGCAGCAGAUGACGCCCUCAUUUGGCAAUAGUUACUGCAAGGUGACAAAUGCUGCAGCCAGCUGGGGUGUGGUGGGCUAACAGUCCUGGGGUAACGGUGACGCUGAAUCUGACGUCACCAAUCAAUAAAGCUUCUGCAGGGA
Messenger RNA from Microcebus murinus (gray mouse lemur), 844 nucleotides. NCBI's taxonomy places the organism in Eukaryota, Metazoa, Chordata, Mammalia, Primates, Cheirogaleidae. The record is from RefSeq and is a predicted model, not a curated record.